UUUAUUUAAAAUGUGUUUUAUUUUGAAAUCAAUAUUUAAACAAAUGUUUUUCAUUAAACUCAACAUUUUGACAUGCAACAGGACAAUCUACCUACUUUGCUGCCGUUCAGAAAUCUGAUGGUGAUAAAAUGGGAAAUUCACAACGUCAUACGAAACGGUCUCUUGUUGAUUGGCGCGAAGAUUACAUAUUGGAAAAUGCAAAAGUUGUAUACGAAAACAAGGAACUGGGAGUGCUCAAAGAGGGUGUUUGCUUCAAUGUAACCGGCCAUAUUUUGUUAACCUGCGAACGCUUCUCCAUCAAUUUUUUAGUGGACAAUGAGGCGGCUGAUAUCGCGCUUUCUCUGAAUGUGCGACUGCCGCAUAAUUUUAUCGUGCGCAACAGUAGAGUAAAAAAUCGUUGGCUUGCCGAACAGAGUGCGUCAUCAUUGCCUUUCUCACUGCGUCGUGGCCAAGAUUUCAUUAUACAAGUUCUCAUAACAGAGAGCGCAUUUCUAAUCUCUGUGAAUGGGCUCCACUACGCCGUAUAUUUGCAUUGUAUGCCAUACACUUUGAUCACCUCCUUGGCUGUGAAGGGCGACGUGAAAGAUGUAAAAAUGAACCAUGCGCUGGUCUCGUUCUAUCCCGACCGAUUUGGGGUGAUAAACACUGUGACAAUAAUCCAUAAAAGAGGUGGUAGUCCAAAAAAAUUAGCAAAGUCAAUAUACGAGGAGGAAACAGCAAAAAAGCUCAGAUGGAGUCCCAGUAUUGCACUUAGAGCGGUUAAGUGGCAACACGAAGUAUCGCCACCGUAUGUGGCUAGACUGCCCAAGAAUAUCAUGAGCCAAGGUAGGUUUCUUAAGAUCGAGGGACGUGUCAAAUUGUUGCCCACAUCGUUCUAUAUAAGCUUGCAAAAGAGUGUCUAUUUUUGGCCACAUCCAAUCGUAGCCUUCCAUCUUGGCGCGCGCUUCUCUAACAAAGCUCAGUACAUAUCAAAGGCUACAAUUAUGCGCCGUGCGUGGUACGAUGGUAAAUGGUCGCCAAAAGAAUGCACAGAUAUUGAUACGGAAUUUCUGCCUGGUAAAAUUUUUCGUCUGGCUAUUAUUUGUGAGGAAGAUGCGUACGAGGUGUACUUAAAUGGCAAGUAUCUGCUUGAGUUCAAGUACCACAUGACACCCGAGGUGGUGGACACUUUGUACAUACGUGGUGAUAUCAAAUUACUGUUCGUGUCACUACACAGAAUUUCUGAAGACGAGGCCAGCAUCUUGGAAUACUUUACUGGCAAGCGAGAAAGUUUCGUGCAACGCCGCUUUUCAAAUGGCGAUAAUUCUGAUUCGACGGCGACAAAUAGUUACAUGAGUUUUGAGUAGAUUGCACUUUUAUGAAAUGAAAAAAUGUAUUUCAGUCCUAAGUAAGAAUU
This is a messenger RNA of Anastrepha obliqua, 1396 nucleotides long. RefSeq names its product galectin-4-like. Gene Ontology annotation, molecular function: galactoside binding; carbohydrate binding. Bases 129 to 1346 code for a protein of 405 amino acids. NCBI's taxonomy places the organism in Eukaryota, Metazoa, Arthropoda, Insecta, Diptera, Tephritidae. The record is from RefSeq and is a predicted model, not a curated record. The transcript is spliced from 3 exons.